ACGGAAAAUAUGAACGGAGACCCAUAUUUUCAUGAACCGCGAGCUAAGCAUGCAUGUGAACCAUGUCGGAAGAAAAAGACGAAAUGCCCAGGCGAGAAACCGAUAUGUUCGUUUUGUCGGAGGCUGAGUCAGAGAUGUGUGUAUUUGCCAAAGGAUAAGGUUGGAACUGUGGCAUUUAAGUCCAAAAAUGACUCGAAGGAACGGCUGCAUCGGUUGGAAAUGCAGGUGGAGCGGAUGCAUGAUACUAUUCAGGCAUUGAGUGGGCAGACGAGACCUACAGCGCGGCCGGAAGGCUCUGCGGUGACCCUGCCUUCUUCCGUAGGCUUUGAUAUUCAUGCUUUCCCUCAUCCCCCUCUGGAAGUACUGCCCUACUUUGUUGAGAUCUACAAAUCCCGGAUACACAUACAACCUCUUCCGCUUUUCAAUCCUACCCUUUUACACGAACAGGUUGCUCUCUUUCCACGGUAUUUACUGCGGUCACUUUUAGCAGUUAUAUUGCCCUUCUCGGAGCAUCCGUUCUAUGGCGCUUCCAAAACAGAGGCUGUGGACUUUUACAUCCGGUCUGCUCGGGAGACGGUAAUUCUUCGAGCGGCAGAGGGCAUUUGUACUAUGGAGCUUUUACAGGCGUUGUGCUUGCUGACUUUGUGUGAUAUUGCCGCCGGAAAACAAGCUAGAACGGUAAUGAACAUAAGCAUAGCAUCAAGGCUCGCCAAAACCCUCAAAUCCAACCAUCCCGAAACCUCUCCCAACGAAGACAAAGCCAGAUGCUGCUGGAGCAUCUACAUCCUAGAACAAGUUUUCACCCCAGGUCCAAACACUUUACAAACCGACACCUACCCCCUACUCAACACACCCGCGCCCCCCAGUCCACCAAAACCACCCCUCCCAGCAGACUUCCAAACACCAAAACCACCAUCCAAACAGACCUUAGGCGGCAGCGCCAGCGACCAAGGAAUCAUAGGCUACUGUAUCCAACUAAUCUCCAUCUGGGGAGAAGCAACCACCUACAUGCGGCAAAUCCACACCGGCCAAAUCGAAGACGCCUGGCUCUCCACAUCGACAUACCACCGGCUAAUUGCAGAAUUUUACAAAUUCGAAGCAAGCCUGGCGCAAGCGCACCGCUACAAAACUGUCAGGGAGCACCUGAAAUCUGCCGCAGAGGUUGCGCAGUAUAAAGAAUACUGGACAACCUGGCUCCUUCUGCAGACCAUGUUCCACACCGUCCAGGCACUUCUCAAUCAUCCGCUUUUUCACAUCGCGACGUCUAGAAAGCCGGAUUCUAGCUUUACUCUGAGGCCGCCAUCUUUCUUACAACAUGUGGUUGAUCAGGCGCUUAUGCAUUCUGGGUGGACGGUACGGUUAGUGAGAAUGAUGGAGGAGCUAGGGAUGAGGAUUUGUGACCCGUUUAUUGGGUAUCAGGUUGUGGUUACGGCGACUGUGCAUUGGAUUUUUGCGUUUGCGAGUGAUGAUACUGUUGCUGAGCGGGCGUGUUCGGAUUUUGAGAGGUGUCGUGGGCUUAUUCUGGGUAUGGUGGGGGAGUGGCCGCAUUUUGGGCAGGCUAUAAACGGACUAAACUACCUCCAAAGCCUCAUCCAACAAAACGACAGAACAACAGGUCACCACGGCAUCCCGUCCUUCAAACUCUCCGUUUUAUGGGACUUGCUAGAUCCCAUGUCCAUAGGUCGAGGCACUGACACACCCUCGCUGCAGCCACUAAGCUCUAUAGGAGAGCGUAUCCCCACGCAGUAUGUAGCCCAGUUACACGAGCCGUCAGAAAAUCGGGAGGACAAUGGAGACAAACACAACGAAAGAGGGUUUGAGGAUGCGAUGGGGGAUGCGCAGUCGUCGAUGUAUUUCCAUGAUCCGUUGAUGGAUGAGGAGUUAUUGGGGUCUUUUGAUAUACCUGUUUCGCCACAGUUGCAUUUCUUGUCUUUUGGGGAUUUAUAGAUUUAUAAUGGACGAAAGAACUUUAUUUAAAUUUAAUAUACAUCAGUAUUCCAAC
Messenger RNA from Aspergillus glaucus CBS 516.65, 2002 nucleotides. RefSeq lists its product as uncharacterized. Gene Ontology annotation, cellular component: nucleus. The transcript is spliced from 7 exons. The coding region runs from base 10 to 1947 and encodes 645 amino acids. Gene Ontology annotation, molecular function: DNA-binding transcription factor activity, RNA polymerase II-specific; zinc ion binding. The record is from RefSeq and is a predicted model, not a curated record. Lineage: Eukaryota; Fungi; Ascomycota; Eurotiomycetes; Eurotiales; Aspergillaceae. Gene Ontology annotation, biological process: regulation of DNA-templated transcription.